AAAAAAGAGAUCUUGAUUCGGUCGAUGUAGACAUGAUCGGAGGAGGAGGAGGAGGAGAAGAAGAAAGAGGACAUGGCUACGCUGUGGAAACCCUACACCAUCGUCACCUCCAUCUCUAAAUCUCCUAGCCACCGGAGCCCGUCGUCCUCGCGGUCGUCGACCAUCGUCAUGGCCUCGGCGGAGCGAAGCGGUACCGCGGCGCGGAGGAGCCCGUCGGCAUGGGAGACUCGGAUCUCUCUCGUACUCGCCCUCGCUUCCCAGGCCUCGGCCGUGUCUCAGCGGUAUUUGGUGGAAUUGGCGUCGGAAACCGCAAAGUACGCUUUUCCGCGGAGGAGAUUUGAAGCUCAGAAUCUUGAGGAGGCUCUGAUGUCAGUUCCGGAUCUUGAAACAGUCAAAUUCCGGGUCUUGAAGCGGACGAACGAGUACGAGAUUAGAGAAGUCGAGUCUUAUUUCAUUGCCGAGACAACAAUGCCAGGGAAGACUGGGUUUGAUUUCAAUGGCUCAUCACAAGCAUUCAAUGUCCUAGCAGCAUACCUAUUUGGUAAGAAUAUUACAAGCGAGCAAAUGGAAAUGACCACUCCUGUUUAUACCCACAAAUCGCAGUCUGAUGGAGUGAAGAUGGAUAUGACAACCCCUGUGAUCACAAACAAGUCACCCAAUCAGGAUAAGUGGCAGAUGUCAUUUGUCAUGCCAUCCAAAUACGGUUCUAACUUGCCAAUGCCCAAAGAUCCAUCAGUAAGCAUCAAAGAGGUGCCAAAGAAAAUAGUAGCAGUUGCUGCCUUCUCAGGCUUUGUUACAGAUGAAGAUGUCAUGCAAAGAGAAUCCAAAUUACGUGAGGCUCUAAGAAGUGAUACAGAGUUCCAAGUGAAAGAAGGUGCAUCAGUGGAAGUUGCACAGUUCAAUCCCCCAUUCACGCUUCCUUUUACCCGUAGAAACGAAGUGGCAGUGGAAGUUGAAAGGAAAGCCUAGUGGAACACACAUGAUUUUUCUGAGGGAAAUGGAACAGAUGAUGUAUGAACACACUGUCUUGUCAGCUGUUGCAGUAGAAAGAAGUGUAGAAAGAUACAUUUGGAUGAUCAGAAAUUUUAAAGCCAUGAGUUGCUAUAAGAAUCAUUGAUUCAAUCGCUUUAAGCA
Molecule: messenger RNA, 1134 nt
Organism: Musa acuminata AAA Group (dessert banana)
Lineage: Eukaryota; Viridiplantae; Streptophyta; Magnoliopsida; Zingiberales; Musaceae
Product: heme-binding-like protein At3g10130, chloroplastic
Exons: 8
Coding region: 73-969 (298 amino acids)
Source: RefSeq, a predicted model, not a curated record